Messenger RNA from Lates calcarifer (barramundi perch), 1897 nucleotides. It is a transcript of the gene kctd6b, whose product is annotated as potassium channel tetramerization domain containing 6b. The record is from RefSeq and is a predicted model, not a curated record. Bases 220 to 933 code for a protein of 237 amino acids. Gene Ontology annotation, biological process: protein homooligomerization. NCBI's taxonomy places the organism in Eukaryota, Metazoa, Chordata, Actinopteri, Centropomidae. The transcript has 3 exons. Gene Ontology annotation, molecular function: protein binding.
GCAGUUUUGCUGCAGCCUGGAGCCGAGCACAGCUGCCCGGUGCGACCAGCGGCAAACAUCAAUGACUAUCUGACUGCACCGUUUAAUACCAACCGGAGGCCGCUGUUACGGGAGCAAGAAAAAGUCGAGCAGGCAAGAAAGAAGGUGAAAUUGAAGUAAACCAAACCAUAUCUGUUCCCUCUCUAUUUUGGUUCUGACCAAGUGGGUAUUGUGCUACAAAUGGAUAAUGGAGACUGGGGCCAUAGGAUGACCACUCCUGUUACCUUGAACGUGGGAGGCCACUUAUACACCACCAGUUUAUCCACACUGCAGCGCUACCCAGACUCCAUGCUGGGCGCCAUGUUCAGGGGAGAUUUCCCCACAACUCGCGAUUCCCAAGGCAAUUAUUUCAUCGAUCGAGAUGGAACGCUUUUCCGGUACAUCCUGAACUUCCUGCGGACCUCCGAGCUCACCCUCCCCGUCGAUUUCACAGAGACAGACCUCCUGAGGAAAGAGGCGGACUUCUACCAGAUUGAACCUUUGAUCCAGUGCCUUAACGACCCCAAGCCGCUGUACCCUCCUGACAUCUUUGAGCAGGUCGUGGAGCUCUCUAGCACUCGGAAACUGUCAAAAUACUCAAACCCAGUCGCUGUUAUCAUCACACAGCUGACCAUAACGACCAAGGUCCAUGCCCUGUUGGAAGGCAUUUCCAACAACUUCACCAAGUGGAACAAGCACAUGAUGGACACCAGAGACUGCCAGGUGUCAUUCACCUUCGGACCAUGUGACUAUCAUCAAGAGGUGUCCCUAAGGGUUCACCUCAUGGACUACAUUAUGAAACAAGGCUUCACCAUCAGGAACACGCGCGUGCAUCACAUGAGUGAGCGUGCGAAUGAGAACACAGUGGAGCAUCACUGGACUUUCUGUAGACCAGCUCACAAAGUCGAAGACUGAGUUACAGCAUAGUUGUUGCGGGUGACAUUACUGUGUGAUUUGUCUUUCAUAUUACACAAAUCAUCAUCCAAAAAAACAAACAAAUUUGACCUUUGUAUCAGUAAUGUAUCACUAAUAAUGUUUUUUAUUUCUUAUUUUGACCAAUGUGUUACAAACCUCAAAAGUUCAGACAACAUAAAAACAAUAAAAAUGUGAAUUCUGGAUUUAUUCCCCUGUUCGAGUGCAAAAGUGUUAUUGCAGUGUAACACUUCUGAGGUUACUUAACAAAAACAGCAUUUUUUAUGAAGCACAAAGACACUGUAGUUAUGAUUUUAUUCAUUAUUUGACACUGUAUUAUACCCCAGUGAUGCUCAAAAGUGUGGGUAUCUUGAUUUUUACAAGAACAAUUUUAAAUUCAUGUGGUUCCAAUACCUGUAUCUGUUAUACCAAAGUCAGUAAUAAACACGACAGUGAACAGGUGGCCAUGAUUUGACACUCUAUGCCUACAUAUGAUAUCAAAUCUGCAUCUUAGUGUGCAUUAAUGUAAAUUUAGACCACAAUUUGUGAGGAAAAGUCAAAAAGAAGAGAUUGUAAAAGCUGUCUUGGUCACAAAUUAAGACACUCUCUGGACUAGAGACACUGAACAAAGAACUUUUUUUGGAUCCCAAGGUGUCAGGAGUGUUCUUUUUUCAAUAAUAAUAAUAAAUUAUAAUUAGCCCAAUUUCCUUCUGGUGAGUUGACAGUAGAUCUUAAAAUUUAGUCUUUUAGCUCUCUAUUAUCUCCAUGUACGGUACAGUUUCUGAAGACCCUAGUAGUUGUUGCAUGUGUCUGUCUUGUAUAUGUAUAUGUAUUUGCUGUGUGCUUUGCAGUAUUAUGUCACACUCUUAUACUUUAGAGUUCAUAUCAACAGUGAUGUGUUUGGUCAUUCCAGCCAAAAUAAACCCAUUUGUGUAUCUGUCAGUCAUUAAAUUUUGCUUUACCUUUA